Molecule: messenger RNA, 1509 nt
Organism: Leptopilina heterotoma
Lineage: Eukaryota; Metazoa; Arthropoda; Insecta; Hymenoptera; Figitidae
Exons: 1
Coding region: 1-1509 (502 amino acids)
Molecular function (GO): site-specific DNA-methyltransferase (adenine-specific) activity; DNA binding
Source: RefSeq, a predicted model, not a curated record
AUGCAGCCAAACUGUUUUCUAGCGACAUUAGAUCUCAAAGAAGCAUACUAUCUCGUUCCAGUUGCAGAAUCUUGUAGAAAAUUCCUUAGAUUCAAAUUCGAAAACUUAGUUUUUGAGUUCACUUGUUUACCUUUCGGUUUGAGCACUGCUCCAUACGUCUUCACAAAAAUUAUGAGACCCAUAGUAACUCUUCUUAGAAAACGCGGCUUAUUGUCAGUUAUCUACAUUGACGACUUUCUCCUAUUUGGAAACACCAAAAGAGAAUGCGAGAAAAACAUAGCAGAGACGACUCAACUCUUGACUCAGCUAGGCUUCAUUAUAAACAAGGAGAAAAGUAGCCUCAUUCCAGCACACCGACAAAAAUAUCUAGGUUUUAUCCUAGACUCAGCUGAAAUGCUAAUAAAAAUACCCGACGAUAAACGCGUUAAGAUUCAAAGUUCACUAACUAAAUUUAAAAUAAAUACUAAACACAAAAUCCGUGAUUUUGCUUCCUUGGUAGGAACUCUGGGAUCGGUGUGCCAGGCAACAAAAUAUGGAUGGGUCUAUAUGAAGAGUCUAGAAAGAGAAAAAUUUCUAGCUCUCCAAAAAACAAAUGGUAAUUACGAGGCGCGUUUAGUUUUAUCAAAUCACGUUCACGAAGAUAUCGAGUGGUGGAGUCAAAAUAUUAUGCCGGUUUGCAACCCUAUAAGAAGCCAAACAUACGCCUUAGAAAUUUUCUCCGACGCAUCACUAUCAGGAUGGGGCGCAUGCUGUGGAAAAGAAAAAGCGUAUGGUUUCUGGAAUUUAUCGGAAAGAAAAAAUCCGAUUAAUAUUUUGGAACUCAAAGCCGCCUUUUUUGGACUUAAAUGCUUCGGAAGAAAUCGAACAAACUGUGACAUCCUACUUCGAAUCGACAACACCACAGCGAUCUCAUAUAUUAACCGUAUGGGCGGAAUACAAUUUCAAAGCCUUAGCAAAGUCGCUAAAACAAUCUGGCAAUGGUGCGAACACCGAAAUAUCACCAUCUUUGCAUCAUACAUACCAUCAUCUAAAAAUAAGACUGCAGAUCACGAAUCGCGAAGGCUGGAACCAGAAACCGAAUUCAGUUUAUCGCAAGAGGCGUUUAGUGAUAUAUGCAAAAAGUUUUCCAAACCCGAAAUAGACUUAUUCGCAAGCAGAGUCAACGCGAAAUGCAAAAAAUACGUCUCUUGGAAAAAGGACCCUAGUUCUUUUACCAUAGACGCAUUUACUCUAGACUGGGGAAAAUAUUUUUUCUUUGCAUUUCCACCCUUUGCAAUUAUUCCUAAAGUUUUAAAAAAAAUCCAAAACGAUCGUGCUAGAGGAAUAAUUGUAAUUCCAAAUUGGCCUUCUCAAGCGUGGUUCCCCAAGUGCAUGAAAAUGUUUGAUUCUUCUCCUAUCAUUUUCGAACCUAAUAAAAAACUACUUUCUUCUUCCAACAGGGAGCAUCAUCCACUAUGGAAUCAGCUUUCCCUGGUGGGAGGAAUACUAUCGUACAAGCCUUCUCUCUAA